Molecule: messenger RNA, 1248 nt
Organism: Salvelinus sp. IW2-2015
Lineage: Eukaryota; Metazoa; Chordata; Actinopteri; Salmoniformes; Salmonidae
Product: noelin-3-like
Biological process (GO): signal transduction
Source: RefSeq, a predicted model, not a curated record
AGGUCCAGAACAUGUCCCAGUCCAUUGAGGUACUGAACCUGCGGACCCAGAGAGACUUCCAGUACAUCAUGAGGAUGGAGGGCCAGUUCAAAGGGCUAAGGUCAAAGUUCAGACAGGUAGAGGCCGACAAGAAGACGCAGGUCAACAGAAACUUUCAGGAGUUGAAGGGUAAGAUGGAUGCCCUGCAGCCUCUGAUCCCGGUGUUGGAGCAGUACAAGACWGAUGCCCAGCUCAUCGUCCAGUUUAAACAGGAGAUCAGGAACCUGUCCAUGGUGCUCACAGCCAUCCAGGAGGAGAUAGGAGUCUACGACUCUGAGGAACUACAACAGAGGCUCCUGAGUCUGGAGAGCAAGCUACACAACUGCAGGAGCAGACUCACCUGUGGUAAACUGAUGAAGAUCACUGGACCGGUGACGGUGAAGACCUCUGGGACACGGUUUGGAGCCUGGAUGACAGAUCCACAGGCCUCCCCUACAAAACAUCGGGUCUGGUACAUGGAUAGCUACACCAACAACAAGAUAGUCAAAGAGUACAAGUCCAUAGCAGACUUUGUGUCCGGGGCCGGGUCUCGAACCUACAACCUGCCGUUCAAGUGGGCCGGGACCAACCACGUGGUGUACAAUGGCUCUCUGUACUACAACAAGGUCCAGAGCAACAUCGUGGUGUGUUACCGCUUCGAGACAGGCCGCGUGGUAACCCAGAGAGCCUUGGAGAACGCCGGCUUCCACAACGUCUACCCUUACACCUGGGGAGGCUUCUCCGACAUAGACCUCAUGGCCGACGAGCUGGGCCUGUGGGCUAUCUAUGCCACCAAUCAGAACGCCGGAAACAUCGUCAUCAGCCAGCUCAACCCGGAGACACUACAAAUCCUCGGAACCUGGAACACGGAAUAUUCCAAACGGAACGCGGGGGAGUCCUUUAUGAUCUGCGGAACACUCUACAUCACUAAUUCUCACCUGACUGGCGCUAAGGUUUACUACUCGUACUCCACCAAGACCUCCAGCUAUGAGUACACAGACAUCCCCUUCCAUAACCAGUACUUCCACAUGUCCAUGUUGGACUACAACGCCAGGGACCGGGCUCUGUACGGCUGGAACAACGGACACCAGGUUCUGUUCAACAUCACGUUGUUCCACAUCAUCAAGACAGAGGAUGAUUCCUGAGGAGGAAGAUCCUCAGAGGAACUCAGAGGAACCCACUGGAACACUGACUAACAUUCCUGGUGUUCCGGUGUUCCGUCAGUCAUUG